AUGCAUCGCGCCAUCUUGUAUGUCGCUUUCAUAGCAUUUUGCUCAGCAGCACCAUAUAAUAAUUACAACUCACAACGAGCAUUCACUACACGACAAGAACCAUUACAACAAUAUGGUCAAAAUUCAGUACCCGUUACCACAUUUCAACAAGAUGAUACUCAACUUGUCGAUACAUUAGGUGGUGGUUAUUCAUUCUUUAAAAAACAAGAAAUUGGUUCACGACCAGUAAUUCAACAAAAAUUGGCUGUAAGUGAUCGACAAGGUCCACUUACAAGCUUUGAUGAUACUGCCAAUCAAUGGUCUGACUACACACGAUCCAGUGCUCUUAAACCACUUAUUCGUACCCUUGGUAACUCAUAUGGUCAACAACAAGUCCAACCAAUCGUUCAAGAUCAACUAUUAGUUCGUGCUGUUGGUAACUCAUAUGGUCAACAACAAGUACAACCAAUUGUUCAAGAUCAAACAUUAGUUCGUGCUGUCGGAAACUCAUACGGUCAACAAGAUGUACAACCAAUUGUUCAAGAUCAAUUAUUAGUUCGUUCAGUUGGUAAC
Messenger RNA from Adineta steineri, 552 nucleotides. NCBI's taxonomy places the organism in Eukaryota, Metazoa, Rotifera, Eurotatoria, Adinetida, Adinetidae. The record is from the annotation of a GenBank genome assembly.